Molecule: messenger RNA, 2091 nt
Organism: Closterium sp. Naga37s-1
Lineage: Eukaryota; Viridiplantae; Streptophyta; Zygnematophyceae; Desmidiales; Closteriaceae
Source: the annotation of a GenBank genome assembly
AUGGAUGUCGCUCGUACGUCCAUGAUCCAUGCGGCUGCUCCCCACUUUCUGUGGCCGUUCGCGGUUCAGUACGCGGCGCAUCAGAUCAACCUCCAGCCCCGGGUCUCCUUGCCGGAGACCACCCCCACUCUGCGGUGGACGGGGAAGGUUGGCGAUGCGUCUGUGUUCCGUGUCUGGGGAUCUCGAGCUUUCGUCCGCGACUUGUCUACGGACAAGCUGUCCUCUCGUGCCGUUCCCUGCGCCUUCCUUGGCUUCCCCCCUGACGCGCCUGGUUGGCAGUUCUACCACCCCACCUCGCGCCGUGUUCUGUCCUCUCAGGACGUCACGUUUGACGAGUCGGCUCCCUACUACCGUCUCUUCCCCUACCGCACUGCCCCCCUCCCCCCCCCGCCGCUCUUCCUUGCGCCAGGUACUCCUCCGGUAGACCCCCUCCCCCCUCAGGGUCCUGCCCCCUCAGGUGUGUCUCAGGUAGACGCAGUCGAGCCUGUUGAGGUAGUUGUUGACUCAGGUGCUGCUGGGGGUGCUGAGCCUGAGGGUGCCGGGUCUGGGGGUGAUGUGCCUGGGGGUGCUGUGCCUGGGGGUGCUGAGCCUGGGGGUGCUGAGCCUGGGGGUGCUGCGCCUGGGGUUGCUGAGUCUGGGGGUGCUGAGACUGGAGGUCCUCCGAGUGUCCCGCUGCGGCGGGAGCCCCUCUCUCCACGGCAGCUUCGUGAGUGGUACGCUAGGCGCUGUAGCCGUGCUGCUGGAGCUGAGGGGCCUGCUGCUGGCGGUGCUGCUGGUGCUGGAGCUACUGGAGGUGCUGCUGGAGGUCCUACUGGUGCUGGAGCUGCUGGAGGUGCUGCUGGUACUGGAGCUGCUGGAGGUGCUGCUGGUGCUGGAGCUGGUGGUGGUGCUGUUGGAGGUGCUGCUGGUGCUGGAGCUGCUGGAGCAGCUGGUCCUGGAGGUGCUCGUACUGGAGGUACUGGAGCUGCUGCGGGAGUUGGAGCUGGAGCUGCUGGAGCUGCUGGUGGUGCUGCGGGAGUUGUAGCUGGAGACCCUGGAGCUGAGGGUGCUGGUGCUGUCUCUGCUAGGUCAGGAGGUGCUGCGCGGCCGCUGCCGUACUACGUUCCACUCCUUCAGCAGGUUCUUGGCCUCCCGCCCUCUACUGGUUCUACUCCUCCCCUACUGAGUCCACCGCCUGUCCAGUCGCAGUCACAGUUACAGCCGGCCUCUCCGCUGCCUGGUCCUUCUCCUUACGCUGGACCGACUAGCGGUCUUACGGAGCGUCGUGAGCCUGAGUCUCGUCCAGCGUCUCCUGAGUCUCGUCCAGAGUCGCCUGUCCGCGCUGUCCGCACUGGUCGUCGUGUUCCGCGUGAGCGUCCUCCUCCUGUCCCUGGCACUCACUAUAUGACUCUGCGUCCUUCCACUGCUCCUCAGCGUGUCCCUCUGCUGUCUCCUCCUGCUUCCUCUCUUCCUGACGUUGCUGACCCGCCGUCAGACCUUGCUCGUGCUGCCAGUCCUACUGUCACGCGUCUUCUCGCUACUGUUGUCACUGACCCUUCCUUUGAGUCCACUUCUGCGUCUGCUCUAGUUGCUGAGCUUGUUGACUUUGCUGCCGCCUGUCGUCUAGACUACGCCGCUAGCCUUGUUGCUGAGUCUGAGUCGGUCUAUCCUCCGUCCGUCGGGGGUGAGUGUGCUCUUGGCAAGGACGUCCUUGAGGACAGACAGGAGGAGUUUGAGUGCUUUGCCGCUGCUUUACCUCAUCUCGUGUCCAUGCUGAUUGCCCCUGAGGGAGACCCGGAUGCACCAGACAUCCCGACCCCGCGCUCUUACGCAGAGGCGAUAGAGGGUCCCUACUCCUCUCAGUGGCAGACAGCCAUGGACGCAGAGAUGGCUUCUUGGAAGUCCACAGGCACCUACGUCGACGAGGUUCCCCCACUUGGGGCGAACAUCGUCAGUGGCAUGUGGAUUUUCAGGGUGAAGCGGCCGCCGGGUUCUCCGCCUGCCUUCAAGGCAUGUUACGUUGCUCGAGGCUUCACUCAGCGUGACUACGAGCUGCACUCCCUCGACUUCUCGACAGCUUUCUUGCAGGGUAGCCUUCACGAGGCCAUCUGA